This is a messenger RNA of Arabidopsis arenosa, 1173 nucleotides long. The record is from the annotation of a GenBank genome assembly. NCBI's taxonomy places the organism in Eukaryota, Viridiplantae, Streptophyta, Magnoliopsida, Brassicales, Brassicaceae.
ACUCAACAAACAAACAGAAAAAAAGAAACCCAAAUUGUCGAUGAUGAUGAAGCCUAACAAACUCGUAUUCUUCUUGAUUCUCACAUCAGUCAUCAUCUUGAUGACAUCGCAAGGUUCUUCCGGCGUAAAUUACGGCGGUAAUAUCGAACCAUGCCUCGCUUGCAAGUACCAACGCCGUCGUUGCACAUCGGACUGUAUCUUUCGUCUUCAUUUUCCGGUGGGACAAAAUCAAGAUUUCCAAAACGUUCACCGUCUAUUCGGCGUCGGCCGUGUGGUAAAAUAUCUCGAAAACAUGGAGCCGGAGGUACGAGGAGACGCAAUGAAAUCGAUUAUUUACCAUUCCAACAUGCGCUCUCAAUUCCCCGUCGAUGGCUGUUACAGAGUCAUUUCCCAUCUCCGAUACCAAAUCGAACUCCUCAACGCUGAACUACUUCACACCCGUUCUCUACUCACCGCCUUCGUCGCCGCAUCCAAUCCAAGCGCCGCUUUCUUCAAUCCCACCGCCGCCAACUUCUUUUAUCCCGCCGCCAACAACUUCUUUAAUCCCUCUGCCGCCGCCAACUUCUUUUAUCCCGCCGCCAACAACUUCUUUAAUCCCUCUGCCGCCGCCAACUUCUUUUAUCCCGCCGCCUCCGUCGAGUCAGAGCUAAUAAAUCCUUCUCGAAACCUCAACGCAAAGAACGACGACUUCACGAGAGUUCCCGCUAACGAUGGAACGAUCGAUUUCUUGGGCAGCGGAGGGUUUUGUGGUAAUUUCGCAGACGAGGAGUGUGUGACCGAGACGACGCCGUUAGAGGGAGCGCCUAACAACAACGCCCAACAGUGUCUUCCCAAUACGAACAAUCUCGGUUCGAGCCCUCAUAAUGCAAAUGCCAACGAAGCGUUGGAACAAGAACAACUCGGUUCGAGCCCUCAUAAUGCAAAUGCCAACGAAGCGUUGGAACAAGAACAACUCGGUGGUGCUCCUCGUAACAAUGAUAUCCCGAGAGAGCUUUAUGAAUUCCUUACUAUUGAGGAAAGAUCUUUCUCGGAAGCUCAAGAUUCCGGUGACAAGUGGUACGUUUUCCGAUUUCCUUAUUCUAUUAUUUGCACUAUUUAAUUAUAUGAUUAAAACUUGAAAUAAUUGUAAAGAAAAUUUUAAGACAAUGGCAUAAAGAAAAAGAUUUCAGUGUU